AAGGGCACAACUAAUGAACAGUAGCGAAAUUCCUCAAUCAAAUCUCACGAGGGGCUCGUGGGCGUGAAAACAUAAGCAAAUACUCCAUACUUGUGUUUUUGGACUCUAAACUACUGAAAAUUCUACCAUUACCAAACACUCGCACCUCGCUCUCGCAACCUCCUCCUCAAUUGUCACACACUCACUUUGAAGUAUAAGCCAAACAAUUAUUGACCCACAUAUCAAAAGUCAAGAAGCUCAACGACAAUAUGGAAAUAGUUGCAUCAGCUCCUGGGAAAGUUUUGAUGACUGGGGGUUAUCUUGUUUUGGAGAGACCAAAUGCCGGACUUGUGCUGAGUACUAAUGCUCGAUUCUAUGCUAUAGUCAAGCCAUUUCACGACGAUGUCACAUCUGGAAGUUGGGCAUGGUCAUGGAUGGAUGUGAAGCUAACAUCUCCACAGCUUGGAAGGGAAACCGCGUAUAAAUUGUCUGUGAAGAACUUCACUCUUCAAAGUGUUUCAUCAAGUGAUGCAAGAAACCCUUUUGUGGAACAAGCUGUGCAGUACGUUAUAGCAGCUGCCCAUGCUAAAUUUGACCAGGAUAAGAAGGAUAUAUUGCAGAAACGCCUUUUGCAAGGUCUUGAUAUCACAAUUAUGGGUGCGAAUGCAUUUUAUUCAUAUCGGGAUCAGUUAGAAGCUCAUGGACUGCCUCUCACACCAGAUUCAUUGGCUCAACUCCCUCCUUUCUCUUCGAUUACCUUUAAUUCAGACAAUGCAAAUGCCGCACAUUGCAAACCUGAAGUUGCUAAAACCGGGUUGGGUUCAUCUGCCGCAAUGACAACAGCAGUGGUUGCUGCUCUACUUCAGUAUCUUGGUGUUGUUAAUCUUUCAGAGUCAGCCAAAGGUCAUCAUCAAGACUGUAAUAGUGUUGCUGAUCUUGAUCUAGUUCACAUGAUAGCUCAAACUUCUCAUUGCAUUGCCCAAGGGAAAGUUGGCAGCGGUUUUGAUGUUAGUUGUGCAGUUUAUGGCAGUCAACGUUAUGUCCGCUUCUCGCCAGAAGUUCUGUCAUCUGCUCAGGUUGCAGGGACAAGGGCACUACUUCAGGAAGUCGUUGUUGAUGUGAUGGAAGGAAAGUGGGAUCAUGAGAUGGAUAGGUUUGCGUUGCCACCACGAAUGACUCUUCUACUUGGAGAGCCAGGAAGUGGUGGAUCAUCCACACCAUCAAUGGUUGGCGCUGUUAAGAAGUGGCAAAAAUCUGAACCUGAAAAGUCUGUGUACACAUUCACAAAAUUGUCGGAAGCAAAUUCAAUGCUUGAGAAGCAAUUAAUCAAGCUGAGGAAACUAGCAGAAGAACAAGGCAUGGCAUAUGACAGCAUCAUUGACAGAUGCUGCAGGCAUAAAUCAGAAAAGUGGACGGAACAAUCAAUUACACCAAGUGAGCAAGCUGUUGUUGAAGCACUACUAGGAGCUCGAAACGCAAUGCUGGACAUCAGAGGCCAUAUGCGCCGGAUGGGAGAUGCUGCUGGUGUCCCGAUAGAACCAGAUUCACAAACUCGGCUUUUGGAUGCUACCAUGGAUAUGGAAGGGGUCUUAUUGGCUGGAAUUCCUGGAGCUGGUGGCUUUGAUGCAGUCUUUGCAAUAAUUUUAGGUGAUUCAAGCAGCCAAAUUGCUACAGCAUGGAGCUCUCUUAAUGUUUUGGCUCUUCCGGUAAGGGAAGAUCCUCAUGGUGUGAGUUUAGAAAUCGGUGAUCCACGUUUGCAGGAGAUCACAUCAGGCAUUUCUUCAGCAAAUAUCAACUAAUUCCUUUCCUUGGCUUCAGCCGUCUCUUUGCAUGUGGGGAGCUCUUUUUACAUGAUUUGUAUUUGGCAGGCUUCAUUGAUAAGUUAGGGGUAGCUUCUUGAAUUUUAUGUGUCUUAAUUAUUUUUUUCCCCCAAUAAAUGAUAAAUUUGUUGAGAUUUUUUAUCAAUGCAAUAAGAAGGUUUGGAGAUCGAACCAUUACUCGAUCAAUUGAAUGUAUUGAGCUGUAAGCUAAACCUUGGAUAGGAAGUAUCCUACGCUUUAGCUCAGACGAUUUGGGAUCGGUUUUUCUUUACACUUAGAAUCUGGAGAUAGAAUAAGUAAACUUUAAACCUUAUUUGGAGGUAUAUAUGUAAGAGAAAAUAUGUAAUGUGAAAUCUUGUUAGAUUCAUACUAAUGUGUUGUUUUAAGUAAA
Messenger RNA from Beta vulgaris subsp. vulgaris (sugar beet), 2190 nucleotides. Its product is annotated as phosphomevalonate kinase, peroxisomal. Lineage: Eukaryota; Viridiplantae; Streptophyta; Magnoliopsida; Caryophyllales; Amaranthaceae. The record is from RefSeq and is a predicted model, not a curated record. Gene Ontology annotation, molecular function: phosphomevalonate kinase activity; ATP binding. Gene Ontology annotation, cellular component: peroxisome. The transcript has 11 exons. Bases 249 to 1778 code for a protein of 509 amino acids. Gene Ontology annotation, biological process: isopentenyl diphosphate biosynthetic process, mevalonate pathway.